Messenger RNA from Aspergillus eucalypticola CBS 122712, 538 nucleotides. RefSeq lists its product as uncharacterized. Lineage: Eukaryota; Fungi; Ascomycota; Eurotiomycetes; Eurotiales; Aspergillaceae. Bases 103 to 402 code for a protein of 99 amino acids. The transcript has a single exon. The record is from RefSeq and is a predicted model, not a curated record.
GUUUGAUUUUCAAGGUUGAUAUAUAUACAUAUAUUGCUAAAGUCAGGUACAGUUAUGGUAUCCUGAACUAUUUAAUUCGGCCGAGUUGAAACAUAAGUACCUAUGUUCAUAUUUAUCCACCCCGUUCGCUACUUAGCGUGCUUCGCGGAGCACUACACACUUCACGCGUCCAGUUUCGGACACUACACCCUUAAUGGGAGGAUAGAGGUAGGUACAUUGAGAGGGAGGGGAGAGGGAAUAGCAAACACCAAGAAAAGAAAAGAAAAGAGAAGAAAAGAAAAGAAAAGAAAAGAAAAGAAAAAAAAAAAAGCCGCAAUACUAAAUGCUGCUACUACUACCCGGGGAUGUCAAGACUCCGGGCACCUGGUUCAGGAUGAGUGGGAAGAAAAAAGAAAUGGGUAGGCUUUGGUGUUUGUGAUACCUGAGCAUAUUUCCUUGGAUUUGACCCAGCAGGUCCAGUUUAUUCUGUUAGGUGGCAGGUUGGGAGACGUAGUUGAUCAUAGGUUGGCGCUAAGUAAGAUACGUUAACGCAGAAUGA